This is a messenger RNA of Chironomus riparius, 1410 nucleotides long. The record is from the annotation of a GenBank genome assembly. NCBI's taxonomy places the organism in Eukaryota, Metazoa, Arthropoda, Insecta, Diptera, Chironomidae.
AUGCAGUCAAUAAUAACGAUUGAUCAAUCACCCGAUGUAACAACAAUGGAAUCAGAUCAAAAUAAUAACAACGAGAAUAGCAGCAAUAAUAAUCUGUCGAUAAAGAAAAAUGAAAAAUAUUCAUUACGACAACGUGGCCAGCGUAAAUCGAUUACCAAUAAGCACUUAAAGACAGCAUCGUACAUAAAUGAUCAAAAUAUAAAUAAUAAUAGUAACAGACGUAGUAAAAAUAGUAGAAAUAAAAUAAGUAAUAAUAAGAAUAGCUCAUGUGAUGAGGUUGAUGCAACAACAUUAUCAGCCACAACAGCAUCGUCAAGUGUGACGGUGUCAGAGAAAAUUCCAAAAGAGAAACCAAAACAAAGGGCAGCACCGCUAUCGAAAUAUCGACGAAAAACAGCAAAUGCACGUGAACGAACACGAAUGCGUGAAAUUAAUUCAGCAUUUGAGAAUUUGAGACAAUCUGUGCCUGUUGUUGUGGCUGGAUCACCAUCACAAAGUACCAAUGAGAAACUUACCAAAAUUACAACUUUAAGGAUGGCAAUGAAGUAUAUAACAAUCCUUAGUGACAUUCUUGACAAUAAAGCAGAAUUAAAUGACAAUUUAUUGGCAUCACUAAUGGAAGUUGAUGGUAAGAAAGAUCAGGUUACACCGCCUGCCCCUGUCGUGACUCUAAACAGCAAUCAAAGUAAGACUUGCAAAGAGAAACUCCAGCAACAGCCACAAAUAUCUAACGUGUUGGCACAAAAUCACCAUGAUUACUGUAAAGAAUUUAUCCGUGAAACUAUUGUGAAGCCUGUAAAGUCAUCAAAAGUUGUUGCCGCGGCAAGUAGUAGGAAAGCUGUGAAAGCCAAUGCCGCAAAAACGAAAAAGCCACCAUCAAAAUCACAUUCAAAGUCGCAAAAGAUUAAUUUGAAGAGUCAAGCGAUGUUGACUGCAGCUGCAAUUGCAUCUAAUCCAUCCGUUCUGACAAUUCGAAAUCAAUCGAUUGGAAUUCAUAGUAAUAAUCACGGUAGCAAUAUGAGUAGUGAGAGUAAGUUUAUUAAUCACUUACUUGGUGGCAACUUCAAUCAUAGCAGUAGCACGACAAUGAUUAAUGGAAAUGGAAUUAACAACAAUAGCUUGAAUUGUCUUAGUAAAUAUGACUUAAGUCCAUGUCUCACCCCACCUAAUGACGAUUGUCCAUCGGAACUUGGGCUUAUUCUUGAGUCUGACGGUGAAUCGUUGCAACUUUCUGAGCCAUGCUUUAGUCCUCUAGAAUUUGGCCUGCUUUUAGAAUCGGAUGGUGAAUCAUUACAUUUAUCGGAGCCAUGUCUGAGUCCGCUAAGCAACCUUGAUGCCUUCAACUCUAUAAACGAUCUACUACAUGGCAGCUUCAGUGAACACCAUUCACUUGAAAUGUAUUUAUCAUGA